Messenger RNA from Phytophthora nicotianae INRA-310, 2528 nucleotides. Its product is annotated as translation elongation factor G. NCBI's taxonomy places the organism in Eukaryota, Oomycota, Peronosporomycetes, Peronosporales, Peronosporaceae. Gene Ontology annotation, cellular component: mitochondrion. The transcript has a single exon. The coding region runs from base 124 to 2412 and encodes 762 amino acids. Gene Ontology annotation, molecular function: GTP binding; translation elongation factor activity; GTPase activity. Gene Ontology annotation, biological process: mitochondrial translational elongation. The record is from RefSeq and is a predicted model, not a curated record.
AAUAUUUGAUACUAUCGCUUUUGGCGGGUAAGUUUCCGCCACUCAAAACGUGCGGCCAUCACGGGCAUUGAGCUCCUCGCCGUCUCUAGCUCAAGCGUCCAUCCUCACGUCUACUUACUUAACAUGCGUUGGCUGCAGCUAUCCCGUGCUGCCGCUGGCCUGCGCCGCAGCAGCCCCGCCACGCUGCGUCUGUGUCCGACGUCGUCUCUGCUGUCGCGAAGCUUCAGCGCCGCUGUAUCGGACUCGGACGUGCCACCCUUCGCACCGGGUUUCCCCGUGCCCGAGGGCUACAUGAGCAAUCUGCGCAAUAUAGGUAUCUCCGCACACAUUGAUUCCGGCAAGACGACGCUUACCGAGCGCAUCCUCUUCUACACUGGCCGUAUUAACGCCAUCCACGACGUGCGUGGCAAGGACGGCGUCGGUGCCAAGAUGGACUCCAUGGAGCUGGAGCGUGAGAAGGGUAUUACUAUCCAGUCCGCCGCCACCUACUGCUCGUGGAAGGACUCCAACAUUAAUAUUAUCGACACACCCGGUCACGUUGACUUCACUAUUGAGGUGGAGCGUGCGCUGCGUGUGCUGGACGGCGGUGUGCUGGUGCUCUGCGGUGUCUCGGGCGUGCAAAGUCAGUCGCUCACUGUGGACAAGCAGAUGAAGCGUUACGGUGUGCCUCGUAUUGCCUUUAUCAACAAGCUUGACCGCAUGGGUGCCAACCCUUGGAAGGUUAUCGGAGACCUGCGCACGCAGCUCAAGCUGAACGCCUGGGCUCUGCAGGUGCCGAUUGGCGCUGAGAACGACCUGGAGGGUGUUGUGGAUCUACUGACCAUGAAGGCUCUACGCAACAAGGGCGAGAGCGGUGAGGUGAUCGAGGAGUCUGACGACAUUCCGGUUGAGACUCGCGCUCUGGCCGAGGAGAAGCGACUGGAGCUCAUUGAGGCGCUUGCCGAUGUUGAUGACGACAUUGCUGAGAUGUUCCUCAUGGAGGAAGAGCCCACUGUCGAGCAACUUAAAGACGCCAUUCGUCGCGCCACCAUUGCGCACAAGUUCGUGCCGGUCAUGAUGGGAUCGGCCUUUAAGAACCGCGGCGUGCAGCCCAUGCUUGACGGUGUCAUUUCGUACCUUCCGAGUCCGUCGGAGGUCAAGAACUACGCUCUGGACCAGUCGAAGGGUGAGGCUCGUGUCGGCGUCCCGUGCUCUCCGGACGCGCCUCUAUUGGCGCUUGCCUUCAAGCUGGAGGAAGGAAAGUUCGGCCAGUUGACUUACAUGCGUGUCUACGCUGGUACACUCAAGCGCGGUGGCUUCAUCUACAACAUGAGCGACAUGAAGCGCAUUAAGGUGCCGCGUCUGGUAAAGAUGCACUCGAACGAGAUGGAAGAGGUGGAGGAAGUUGGUGCCGGUGAGGUUGUGGCCAUGUUCGGCGUUGAAUGUGCCAGUAUGGACACGUUCAGCGACACGAACCAGGGCAAGUUCACUAUGACGAGUCUGCACGUGCCUGAGCCGGUGAUGUCGCUGGCCGUGACGCCCAAGAACAAACAGCAGAUCAGCAACUUCUCCAAGGCGCUUAACCGCUUCCAGAAGGAGGACCCGACGUUCCGCGUGCGUGUGGAUGAUGACAGUAAGGAGACGAUCAUUAGCGGUAUGGGUGAGCUGCACCUGCAGAUCUACGUGGAGCGUAUGAAGCGCGAGUACAACGUGGAUGUGGAGACGGGAGCACCCCAGGUCAACUAUCGUGAGACGAUCCGUCAGCGUAGUGAAUUCAACUACCUGCACAAGAAGCAGAGCGGUGGCUCUGGCCAAUAUGCCCGUGUGGUGGGCUACAUUGAGCCACUCACGGAGGAGGAGGUGGAAGAGCUUGACAAUGCGGGUAACACUUCGGGGGUUGUGUUCGAGAACGCUAUCAUCGGUAACGCUAUCCCUCCCGAAUACAUUACCGCUUGUGAGAAGGGUGUGAACGAUGCGAUUCAAAAGGGUUGGCUCAUUGGCCACCCAGUGCAACGUAUGCGCGUGGUGGUGAAUGACGGUCAGUCGCACUCGGUGGAUUCCAGUGAACUUGCUUUCCGUACCGCUAUGGUGCUGGCUAUCCGCCAGGCGUUCAUGAAGGCCGACCCGUGCAUCCUGGAGCCCGUCAUGGCUGUGGAAGUGGAGGUGCCCAACGAGUUCCAGGGCACGGCCAUUGCCGAGGUGAACCGUCGUCGCGGUCUCAUUAACAGCAGCGACGCCGAUGACAUGCACACGGUCGUCAAGUGCGACGUGCCGCUGCAGAACAUGUUUGGCUUCUCGACGGACCUGCGUUCGUCCACGCAGGGCAAGGGCGAGUUCACGAUGGAGUACAAGACCCACGGCGUCGUUAUGCGUGACAUGCAGGAGAAGCUGGUGGCCGAGUACGAGAAGGCGCUGGCCGCCAAGAACAAGUAGAUGUAGUCGCUCUCAGAUAUUUUGCCUUGGUAGACGGCUAGGGAAUAGACCAGAUAGACUACGAUGCAUUACAAGAACCCCCAUUCAUGUAUUACUCUCUUCAUUUUUGCCAUCAA